Chrysochloris asiatica (Cape golden mole) is the source of this 966-nucleotide messenger RNA. RefSeq names its product aminoacyl tRNA synthetase complex-interacting multifunctional protein 2 (gene AIMP2). The record is from RefSeq and is a predicted model, not a curated record. Lineage: Eukaryota; Metazoa; Chordata; Mammalia; Afrosoricida; Chrysochloridae. Gene Ontology annotation, cellular component: aminoacyl-tRNA synthetase multienzyme complex. The transcript is spliced from 4 exons. Bases 1 to 966 code for a protein of 321 amino acids.
AUGCCGAUGUACCAGGUAAAACCCUAUCACGGGGGCGGCGUGCCUCUCCAUGUAGACCUUCCAACCUGCAUGUACCGACUUCCUAACGUGCACAGCCGGAGCAGCGGCCCCGCAACCGACGCUAGCCACGUGCAGGGAGCAGCUGACCCUUCUCCUCUUCAAGCUCUGGAGUCACGUCAGGAUGAAAUUCUCAAAUGCCUAUAUGAACUGAAAGCCGCAGUGGAUGGUCUCUCUAAGAUGAUCCAGACACCAGAUGCAGACUUGGAUGUGACUGACAUAAUCCAUGCUGAUGAGCCCACCACUUUCACCACCAGCGCGCUGGACUUAAAUUCAGUGCUGGGAAAGGAUUAUGGAGCGCUGAAAGACAUUGUGAUCAAUGCAAACCCAGCCGAGCCACCUCUCUCCCUGCUGGUGCUACACGGACUGCUCUGUGACCGGUACAGGGUCCUGUCCACAGUCCACACGCACUCAUCGGUCAAGAGCGUGCCCGAAAACCUCCUCAGGUGCUUUGGAGCACAGACUGAAAAGCAGCCACGUCACGAGUACCAGUUGGGUUUUACUUUGAUUUGGAAGAAUGUGCCAAAGAUUCAGAUGAAGUUCAGCGUCCAAACCAUGUGCCCCAUUGAAGGAGAAGGGAACAUUGCUCGGUUUUUGUUCUCUUUGUUUGGCCAGAAGCACAAUGCUGUCAACUUAACCCUCAUAGAUAGCUGGGUGGAUGUAGCGAUUUUCCAGCUGAAAGAGGGAAGCAGUAAGGAAAAGGCCGCCGUGUUCCGCUCCAUGAACUCUGCUCUUGGGAAGAGCCCCUGGCUGGUUGGUAAUGAACUCACCGUAGCAGACGUGGUGCUGUGGUCCGUGCUUCAGCAGUCGGGGGGCGCCAGUGGGACGGUGCCUGCCAACGUGCAGAAGUGGAUGAAGUCAUGUGAAAACCUGGCUGCCUUCAACGCUGCCCUCAGGCUCCUUCAGUGA